CGUAUCGUUUUGUAAAGGCGGUGUAUUCUAAGUAAGCUGCAGCAUCUCUUACUAUUUACAAAGAUUUUUUUUUUUAGUUUGUCUGUCUUUUUUUUUUAAUAAUGAAAAGUACAGUUCCGCGGUCAACUUUGAAAGCUACAAUGAAAAAAAUGAAUCUGAAAAGUCGACUUAGUGCGAACAGUGAUCUUUUGGUACAUCUGAGUCUGCUUUUGUUUCUUCGGCGUUUAGCUGAAGAAUCCAGGACAAAAGCUUUUGAGUGUAGAAGUCUAACCAUCAAAGAGGAACAUGUCAAGGCAGUAGCAAAGACUGUUUUGAAGAAGAGCAGAGGUUGAAAAAAGGAAACUGUUGCAUCUGCCAAGCUUUUCUAAGUCUUUGCUUAAAACCAUUAAAAACCUCAAUUUAGUACAUAUUAGGAAGUGUAAAACAAUCAAAGCAUAUAGCUAAUACCUGUUACAUGAAUAUGUUUAAACAAAAAUGUUAAAAAUACUGAAGCAUAUGCCUUGGUGCCUUUUUAUUGUUUUAUUUAUUGUAAAGCAUGCCAUGUUUUUAGAAAAUUGUUUUCUGUCUUUAAUGGAUUAUUCUGUUUCAUAGAAACAAAAAUGCUUAAUAAAGUUGCAUUUUCUUUUGA
This is a messenger RNA of Protopterus annectens (West African lungfish), 628 nucleotides long. RefSeq names its product centromere protein W (gene CENPW). Gene Ontology annotation, biological process: chromosome segregation; mitotic cell cycle; kinetochore assembly. Gene Ontology annotation, molecular function: DNA binding; protein heterodimerization activity. The transcript is spliced from 3 exons. Bases 102 to 332 code for a protein of 76 amino acids. NCBI's taxonomy places the organism in Eukaryota, Metazoa, Chordata, Ceratodontiformes, Protopteridae. Gene Ontology annotation, cellular component: kinetochore; nucleoplasm. The record is from RefSeq and is a predicted model, not a curated record.